Didymodactylos carnosus is the source of this 681-nucleotide messenger RNA. Lineage: Eukaryota; Metazoa; Rotifera; Eurotatoria; Philodinida; Philodinidae. The record is from the annotation of a GenBank genome assembly.
AUGGAUUUCCUUGUGAAGGCCAUGGAAAUUGUCCCUCGUCUUAUCUGCGUUGCUCAAGCACUUAUGUGUUCAGUAGUUGUAGCCGAAGCAAUGAGUAUGCAUUAUACAUUCGAAGUAGGGGAAACAAAAGAUUUUGAUUCAAAAUUAAUUAAUUUAAUCGAUAAAACGCUCGAGGAUCUAUUUUUUUCUAAAAAACCGAAAAAUGAUGAAGGACUAAAUGUGAUUUAUAUUGAUCCCGAAGUGUGUGGACGAUCAAUAACGCUUCAUCGUGGACUCAUGAUUCAUGCACUAAAGUUAUUUGACGUAUCUACAGAUCGAAUUAAUCAAAUACAACCACUUGUUCCACUGAUACUGAAUUUGUCGACUGUAUCAACAAGAGAAAGUGCAAGAGAACUGAUUGAACAUUUCAUACUAGUCACAUUCCCUUAUAAUUUUGUUAUGUCUACUUGGUUACAGAAAUGGCCUGGCACUGGCGCUGAUCAUUUACAUGGUACGAAAACACGAUACAAUAAUACAUCGAAUAAAGAACAAAUAUUAGAAAAGUUAGCCAGAGAAGGUCUUCUUCACCUUGUCGAAAAGAAUAUCUAUUGUUCAAAAAAUAAAAAAAAUUAUUCGGCAUAUUAUCGUUUAUUACCACCUAAAGAUGAACACGGUAGUCAAUUUUCAACAUGCGUUGAAUAA